AUGGAAAUCAAAAGUUCAAAGCAGUGUAGAUAUGUAGGGUGGCAUGCACCUAGGUUUGUCAAAAGUCAUUACUCAUUAUUCGGAUUAAGUGUCAAUUAUAGGUCUACUGCAGCGGAACAUACUGCAUCUUCCUUCAGUAGUGCAUUUGUUUGCUUCUAUGUCAUUCAUAUUUAUUCUGAAUCUAUUUACCACCUGAUUUUCAAGAAUAAUCAAACUGCCUUCCUCCAAUAUCUAGCUUCCGAAAAUUUGUCUCUCGAUUGCCAGCUCUAUAUGUUUUUGGAGGACUCGUAUAUAGAUGCUGUAAUAACAAUUUUUCUUGACACAAUAGCCAAAGCCAAUUUCUUACCAUAUGGUAUUGAUUUUGGAGGAGUGCCAACCGGUCGUGCCACCAACGGGAGAACCGUUGUGGAUUUUAUUGCUCAAGUUGCUGGCCUGCCAUUUCCACCCCCAAUGCUCGGAUUGUCUGAAACCGAGAGGAAAAUCUUUGUUAGUGGUGUAAAUUAUGGCUCUGGUUCUAGCGGGAUACUGCCUCUGCCUCCUCCUGCUGUGGAAAUAUUUUCAUUGUUCUUUAUCCACAUAGGGACCAAUGACUUAGGCAUAUAUUGGGAUCUUGAACAAAAGCGAAAGUUCCGAACUGCAGAAGAUUAUGCACUCUUCUUAUCGGAGGAGUUGUCCGGUAGAUUGGAGGCAAUAUACCAACUGGGAGCAAGGAAAUUCCUGGUUAACAAUGUUUCUCCAUUAGGCUGCCAACCUUUCAAUCUGAACACAAAAAUGCACAAUACUUCCUGUGUUGAAGAUGUUAACCAGAGAAUAGCUUUCUACAAUGGACUCCUUCCCAACUUGUUGACAAAGUUGGAAACAUCCUUGAAGGGUUCCACAUUUGUGCUGUGUGAUCUAUAUAAAGUGUUUGAAGAUGUUUACACUCAACCAGCAGCAUAUGGGUUUACGAAUGUCAAUGGUUCUUGUUGCAUUGACGAAGCGAGGAAUGGAACUAGAGGAUGCGCCAGAAAUGUUGCUCCUUGCGCUGACAGAACGAGCCAUGUCUUCUUUGACCCAUUCCAUCCGACCGAGACUUCCGAAAAUUUGUCUCUUCGAUUGCCAGCUCUAUAUGUUUUUGGAGACUCGUAUAUAGAUGCUGGUAAUAACAAUUUUCUUGACACAAUAACCAAAGCCAAUUUCUUACCAUAUGGUAUUGAUUUUGGAGGAGUGCCAACCGGUCGUGCCACCAACGGGAGAACCGUUGUGGAUUUUAUUGCUCAAGUUGCUGGCCUGCCAUUUCCACCCCCAAUGCUCGGAUUGUCUGAAACCGAGAGGAAAAUCUUUGUUAGUGGUGUAAAUUAUGGCUCCGGUUCUAGCGGGAUACUGCCUCUGCCUCCUCCUGCUGUGGAAAUAUUUGGACAUAUUUUGAGCUUCGAUGAACAAAUAGAGUUGUUGAACGACACAACAAGAAGCUUGAAGGGUCAUUUUGACAGCCCUGAAAGCUUUUCUCUUUACCUGUCUAAGUCAUUGUUCUUUAUCCACACAGGGACCAAUGACUUAGGCAUAUAUUGGGAUCUUGAACAAAAGCGAAAGUUCCGAACUGCAGAAGAUUAUGCACUCUUCUUAUCGGAGGAGUUGUCCGGUAGAUUGGAGGCAUAUUACCAACUGGGAGCAAGGAAAUUCCUGGUUAACAAUGUUUCUCCAUUAGGCUGCCAACCUUCAAUCUGA
Molecule: messenger RNA, 1707 nt
Organism: Durio zibethinus
Lineage: Eukaryota; Viridiplantae; Streptophyta; Magnoliopsida; Malvales; Malvaceae
Source: RefSeq, a predicted model, not a curated record